AUGCUUAAAUCCUUCAUUAUUCCUACAGGCUACGGCGGAUACAGGUUGUCAAAUGGCAGUACCACAUGUUCAGGGAGAGUUGAGCUUCUUCAUGGAGGCUCAUGGGGAACACUCUGUGACUACUUGUGGAAUUUUCCAGCUGCCAAUGAUCUCUGCCAGCAUCUGGACUGUGGAGUUGCACUAUCAAUACCAGAUGGACAGUCCUUUGGAAGAGGAAAUGGGUCUUUCUGGAACGGUACAUUCAGCUGUAAGAAGAAUGGCUCAUACUCGAGAGACUGUUCUGUGAGUGUACUAGAUCAGAACAAAUGCCCUGCUGGAAAUGUUGCUCGUGUGAUGUGCUCAGGGUGCCCAGGGGGCAGACUAGUGAAUGGCACCACAUGCUCUGGCAGCGUGGAAAUCCGCCAUGGAGAUACAUGGGGAAGACUCUGCCACUCCCACUGGAAUUUGCAGGCUGCUAACGUUCUCUGCUAUCAGCUGAACUGUGGCUAUGCAAAGUCAAUCCAGACAGGAGACAGUUUUGUGGAUGGGAAUGGACCUGUAUGGAGAGAUGCUUUUCACUGUGAAGGGACAGAGUCCUGCCUGUGGGAUUGUGCUCAAGUGACUUUGGGCAAUCCAACUUGUUCAGCCAAAGAAGUAGCCACUGUUGUUUGCUCAGGUCUUGCUGAAUCACUCAGACUCUCAGAUGGUCAGAGCCGCUGUGAUGGGCAUGUUGAAAUCUCCCUCAAUGGCAUGUGGGGCAGAGUCCUAGAUGAUGACUGGAACAUCAAAGAUGCUCAUGUGGUAUGCAGACAGCUCCAAUGUGGAACAGCAAAGAGAGCCUAUUACCUUCCAAGGUCUGAACGAGGCAUCGGUCCUGUGGGCUUAAGAAGUGUCCAGUGUGAUGGAAAUGAGACUCAGCUAGUGCUCUGCAAGACCUCCCAUUCUCCGGUGCUGUCAGCAGGAGUUGCUGAAGAUGUUGGUGUGAUUUGCUCUGAGAGCCAGCAAAUCAGGCUGGUGAAUGGAACAAAACGCUGUGCUGGGAGAGUGGAGCUUUAUCAUGAUGGCAUCUGGGGCACUAUCUGUGAUGAUAACUGGGAUCUAUCAGAUGCAAAUGUUAUUUGCAGACAGCUGGGAUGUGGAUAUGCCAUCAAGGCAUUAGACUCUGCUCACUAUGGAGAAGGCUCAGGACAAAUCUGGCUGGAUGACGUGAACUGCACUGGGUCUGAAUCCAAUAUCUGGGCAUGUCCCUCUAGGGUAUGGGGUCAUCACAAUUGCCAACACAAAGAGGAUGCUGGAGUCUUAUGCUCAGAGUUCCUGGAUCUCAGGCUGGUGAAUGGCAGUGGCUGUGCUGGACGGCUAGAAGUUUUCUACAAUGGGACAUGGGGGAGCAUUUGCUCCAAUCGUAUGUCCCAACUCACUGCAGUAACUGUAUGCAAACACUUGAACUGUGGAGAUGGUGGGGAAAUUGAAAGAGAUUUCAAAUAUGGCAGAGGUUCUGGGCCCACAUGGCUGGAUCACAUUGAGUGCACUGAGCAACACAGCUCUCUCUGGCAAUGUCAGUCAGACCCCUGGGAUCCUCAGUCAUGUGAUAACCGAGCAGAAGAGACCCAUAUUUCUUGCACUGGAAGAAAAGGAACAAUGACUCCAGCCACAUUUACUGAGUGUCCAAACUCUACAAGUUGCUCAGACAAGGAGAAGUUACGUGUUGUAGGAGGAGAGGAUGCGUGCUCAGGAAGAGUGGAGAUUUGGAAUCAGGGUUCCUGGGGAACAAUCUGUGAUGAUUCCUGGGAUGUGGCAGAUGCUAAUGUUGUAUGCAGGCAAUUGGGCUGUGGUUCUGCUGUGUCUGCUCUGAGUGAAGCUGCCUUUGGGGAGGGGACAGGUCCCAUCUGGCUGGAGAAGGUCCACUGUAAAGGAACAGAACUGUCACUUUGGGACUGUCCUUCCAAGCCUUUGCUCGGCAAAAACUGUGAUCACAAGGAGGAUGCUGCCGUGGAUUGCUCAGGCGUGACAGAAACAACAGCACCUUCCACUAGAGCAGUUUCAGCCCGCCGCUCAGUGACAAACACCAAGAGAGUUUCAGCACCUGUCAUCCUCUGCAUCAUCCUGGGGGCCCUUCUCUGCCUGGUUCUUGCCAUACUUGCUGGACAGAUCCAAAGAGCCAGGGCACAGCAGAGAGGCUUCAGGCUAUCCUAUGACUCCUUCAAUGAGGUUGUCUAUGAGGAGAUUGACUACAAACUGAUGAAGAAACAGCAAGGGAUGUCUGUCCUCUCAGAAGUCCCACCACUGCCUGGAAAUAACCUGGAAGGUGGUUAUGAUGAUGUAACAGAUUCUCCUGGACCUGAAGAUGCUUCUCUUUCUGAGCAGAGCAAGCAAGAAAUCACUGGGGUCUCAGAAGAAUGUGACAGAAAUAAUGAUUCAUGGAAAGACUGGAGUCCUAACGUGUCAAGAAACAAAACAUCUGAAGCUCAGAGAGAUUUAUCCUCUGCUCUUGAAGACACAGGGUAUGAUGACAUCAAAGAGCUGGGAUAAUGAUUGAGACUGCUGAGCAGUACUGAACAGUUCUGUAAUACAUCACUGUUCAAAAAAUGCUAAUUGGAACCAGAAAAGCUUGCAUUUAGGAUUAGUUUUCAUAAGUUUGGUUUAUUUGCAGAGGAGUGUUAACAUAUGUAGAAGAAAUACAAACAUGAUUGUUAAGACAUUUUUUCAAACUUCCCUUGACUGCAUGGACAAUUUUGCUUUUUAUUUCUAAAUAUUUUCAUUGCUUUAUUUCUUUUCUAUUGAGGUAAUUUUUCAACAUAUGAUGUUUUCUUAUUAAAAACUGUUUAAAGAUCUUUUCUCGAAAGUGUGUUUCUGUCACGGUUUUAUGAUUUUUGUUAUCAGUAUUCCACACCAUAACAUCAUGUAGUACACGAGGAGUUAAAGAGUUAAUGCUCCAGUUCCAUGUUGUUGACCUUAGACAGUCUUAUGAGAUGCUCCCCUUGGAUCUUGGUUUCCAAUUGCUAGCACCUGCAAGUAUAUAGUCGAUAGUUCCAGGUACCUGGUUCUCAGAAGAGAAGAACUACAAAUCCCAGAUUUUCACUGUUCCAUUUCCAUUUUCCAUUUAGACGGAAAGAUGAAACUUCUUGUGAGUCACAAAAUGCUCCCUUUCUUUUACUUCUCAUCUCCGCGGUGUGUGCUCCCUACCCGUCUCGCCUUCAGCAUUAGAGUAAGGCCUUUGGUUUUGGACACUCUCUCAUUUAACUUGAUUUACUAGCUUCAGUUCCAAUUAUAUUGUCUUAUAUUGCCUUGUAUUCCACUAUCACAUUUAGUGAAUUAUUUUUCUCCCUUAGCUUGCUGCUACUGUUUUGUUCUUAGGUCUAUCUCCCUAUCCUUUCACAUUUCCCCUCUCCUGGAGCAUUGGUUGGUGGGUCCCUCUACCCCAUUAGUCACAGACCUGGGCUGAACCAGCCCUAAACCUUUUACGAUUUCUCCCCCAAAUCCAAAGAACUUCUUUCUGGAGAUUAUUAGGAAUGGGGAAUGAACUGCAAGAGAAUUAUUGAUGCUGUGUUUCACCUUUUGGACAUUUUAUUUGUCACAAAGUGUGGAGUCCUGAAUUAAUUUUCUAUAUAGUACUUUAUAAGAUGAGAAACUCAGUGAGAGGCUGUUCUUGUCCUUAGUUAAGAUGCAGAACUAUAUACAAGUGAAUUGCAAAUGUGAUUGGAGAGAGAAACAUUGAUUCUCUUUUUCUCCUUCUAUGCCAUAAUCGUGUAGUUUCACCCUAGCAGGCAGCUAAGUAAAACACAGCUGCUCACUCACUCUCCUCAGGUGGCAUAGGGUAAGAGAAUCAAAAAGGUCAAAGUGUGAGAAUUCAUGGGAAGGGGAAUAGGUCUAUAGAUUAUUAUUCAGGCUAAGGGGGAUCUGUGACACAAUUACAGGAUGCAGAUGAAGUGCAUGUUGGAAUUGCACAGAAUUUCUUGUGGGAUGAUUAGGAGCAGGGACAAAAGAUGGAAAAAGGAGUUUAAAUGAGUAGAGGAGGAACAAGUGUGAGAAAACAGGAGUAACAGGAUAAAAGACCCAGCUGCAUGUAAAUAGUUUGCUGGUUAAUAUACUGUGUAGCCAUGUCCUUUGCCUGUUCAAUAUUUAUAUUAAAGUACUGUCUAAUUAUUUCCAGGAUUAAGAGUCUCUGUUGUUUGUGCACAUGGCUGAGUGGAGCAAAUGCACUGAGAUCACAAGCCACAGGGGCCUGCAUAUCUGUGAUGCCAGUGACUAAUGCGAUCACAGUGUGAGCUGAGGUCAGACGUGUAUAUACGGUGCAUAUGUGUACUCUAUGUGCCUGUGCCUACUGGAAAUACAACUUCAGCCUCACCAUUGGUUGGACAUAAGGAGAAUGACGUGGAGCUUCUUGUGUCUAAAUUGAAGAGAGAUGGAUUUGAACAAUGGAUCUGCAUGGAUGGCUGCAUGAUGGCUACAGAUAAUACAAAAAAUGAAAGACAGUGAUUGUUCCUGUGCUUUAGAUUGUAGCUUAAGAAAACUAUCAGCUGGAACAGACAUAGUCGAUGUCAGUGUAAAAACUACCAGUAACAGCACUAACUUUAUUACUAACUAGGUAGCUUGUGAUAUACGAUUCAUUAAGUGAGUCUUAAUUUUGCUUCAUCUGUGGACAGGACUUCAAAGAGUCAUUGGGACACCUCUAGUCCUUCAUAUAUUUUUAAGUGUACUCUGAGAUUUGUUCAGAAGUUGUGUGGUACUACUAAAGGAACCAUUUAAAAUAAGAUAUAUGAUAUAGAAAUUGCUUCAACGUAACAACUGGGCAUCAACUUCUUUAGCAGACAAAGUGAAGGCUGCUUUCUUCAUGGUACAUAAGUUACUCACUUGAUGACUUGCUCUGCCACGUAUCCAGCUUUACACAGCUAUCAUAUAAGGGAAAGCAGAGUCCCGAUCAGAAUGGCAGAACCAGAAAGUCCAGAUAUAGGCAUGAUAUGUAAGAGAAACAUGAGAUACAAAUGACACAAAAGACUGCAGUGGACUCUCCCAUUGUCUUGGUGUCACAACUAGCCCUCUGUUCUAGGACUUUAUUUAAUUGUUGUUAGCAAAAAAACACUUGGCUACAGAGAAACAGACAUCUCUAGUGCCCCAAAGUGGUUUCAGAAGUUGAUGCUUCUCAAGCAGGGAAUGGUGACACACUUGAAUGAACGUGGUUUCCAAAAUAUUUAUUCCUUCACAU
Molecule: messenger RNA, 5182 nt
Organism: Meleagris gallopavo (turkey)
Lineage: Eukaryota; Metazoa; Chordata; Aves; Galliformes; Phasianidae
Product: antigen WC1.1
Cellular component (GO): membrane
Source: RefSeq, a predicted model, not a curated record